Messenger RNA from Ctenopharyngodon idella (grass carp), 4009 nucleotides. RefSeq names its product Ras association domain family member 8b (gene rassf8b). The transcript is spliced from 5 exons. The record is from RefSeq and is a predicted model, not a curated record. Bases 381 to 1643 code for a protein of 420 amino acids. NCBI's taxonomy places the organism in Eukaryota, Metazoa, Chordata, Actinopteri, Cypriniformes, Xenocyprididae. Gene Ontology annotation, biological process: signal transduction.
GCUGUGCAGCUUUAAAGUGCUUCUCCAUGAUGCCUUGCGGUGUCCCGCUCGCGCUCACUGUAUUUACUCGCGUGAGAGCAGAGCAGAGCUGCUGCUGCUGCUGAUGUAACGGGCCACACUGAACUUCAGCGAGCGGACCCUCCUAACGGACCUGGACCGGACGGCAUUUACUGACAUCAAAUGAAAGGAGUGUUUACGAUACAUUGAAGGAAAAGCCAGCUCAUCUGAUUAAAUCUCGGUUCUGCUUUGGGGAAGCGAAGUGGACCCGGACUGAGGAUUUUGGCGGUCUGGGACUGAAGACACACGCAGUGAUAAGGGCAGCAUGCAGACCAGAGAGCUCGUAACGGGUGUCUGCAGAAGUGAGGAAUGACAUCAUCCAGAUGAGAGGCAUGGAGCUGAAGGUAUGGGUGGAUGGAGUGCAGCGUAUCGUCUGUGGGGUCACAGAGGUCACCACAUGUCAAGAGGUUGUGAUCGCUUUGGCCCAAGCAAUAGGGCGGACUGGUCGCUACACGCUAAUUGAAAAAUGGCGCGAGACAGAGAGGCACCUGGCACCCCAUGAGAAUCCUGUGGUUUCUCUGAAUAAGUGGGGUCAGUAUGCUAGUGAUGUGCAGUUAGUGCUUCAACGUACAGGCCCUUCUCUGAGCGAGCGCCCCACUUCGGAAACCUCUGCAAGAGCCCCUGAGCGCAGCCUAUACCGCCAAAGUCUCCCUCCAAUGGCAAAGCUCCGGCCCACAGCCAAUGAUCGUUCCCUCAAACGCCGUGAACCAAAACGCAAGUCCCUCACUUUCACCGGUGGUGCCAAGGGGUUGCGUGACAUCUUCGGGAAGAGUCGUGAGGGUGAGACCAAGCAGAGAGCAGUGAACACAAACCGCAGCAGCACACCAGCACCUCAACAGGAGCUGUCCCGCCUGGUGCAGUUGCAGAAAGACAAGCUGCGCGUCCUAGAGCAGAAACUGCAACGCUGUGAGAGUGAGUUGCAGCAGCAAUUGACGGAGGAAGAAGAAGAGGAGUUGGUCGAACUAGAGCAGCAGGUCCGCAGGAAUGAGGCGGAGAUGAAGGAGCAUGAAUUCUGGGAGAAUGAGCUGCAGAUUGAGCAGGACAACGAGAGGCAACUGCGCGAGCAGCUGCAGGAACUGCGUAGCCGUGUACAAGAGUGCGAGGAGCAGCUGGGAGAGUACCUGGCUCGUAUUCAGUGCAUGGAGGCAGGACUGGAGGCAGAGCGCCUACAACAAGAGCUGAUGGAGACGCGACUAGCGGAUGAAAUGGAGGUACGGUCACGACUGGACAAGGCUCGUACCGAGCUGGACAUGCAGGUGCAGCAGGCUGCAAGACUGGAGAGCAGCUGCAGAGCUGUGGAGCUCUCGCUUGGGCAGUCAAACAUUAGGCUACAGGAGAGAGAGCAGGAGCUGGAACAGUUAACUAAGGAGCUGAGGCAGGUAAACCUUCAACAGUUUAUUCAACAGACUGGCACCAAAGUAACAGUUCUACCAGCAGACCCCAAUGAGGAGGAAGCUAACACAGAGUCAGAAAAUCAGUCUGGAUCUCUGAAGCGGCUUGGAUCAACCCGACAACUUCCCGCUGACCUACGAGUUCUGCAGAGCCCCCUGAACACAACCUUUAACCCUGAAGGCAUCUAUGUCUGAUUUUGCACUGGCAUCAACAUCUAAACGCAGUCCGCAUUUCCCACAUGACUCCGCAUCACUCUGAUUCUCUGGCCAGAUCACACUCCCUGGAAAUAUAGGGGUAUCUGUUGUUCACUCUACAGAAAAUAAGCAGUGAGCAUGUUCGCAGUUAAGAUUCCUUCCUCUUGAUGGCUGUUUGACUAAUCCAACCCAAUCAGUGCUUUCUCCAAAUCCUACAAAGACAUCUACAGCUGAAUGUAAGCUCACUUUCUCUGGACCCAAAACGCAGUAAGGCUUUGAACACGUAUUGAACAAGGCAACUACUAAACUCAUACAGAAAAAGAGACAGAAUACAUGCUGCCUAAGCCUACGUUCAACCCAUCGACCUUCUUGUGCAAGUUAGAUUCAUUUCUAGAAUGUUUCUGAAUCUCCAGGUAAACCUCACACUCAAUGCGAUAUGCAAGCAGCAGGAAUUUUAGGGAGAUGCAAAGAGAUCGUUGAGGAUGAUAAAUUAUGCAGUUUAUAUUUUAUGGCUCAUAGUUGUGAUGAAAGCUUAUAGAAAGAGGUGGGGUUUCACCUUAGUUUGCACUUUAUUGGCCAAAACAUCUGCUGUGGAAUUUUACAAAAAUCUUAAAAGCUGAAGAAUCAUUUUCUGCGUUUGAUCGCACUAAUCAGGAAAAGGUGCAUGCGAUAUUUUAAAAUAGUGUGAGGGUGAGUAAGAGAGGUGUUUUUGCAUGAAAGCAGCUUGUGACAAGUGAAAUUUGUUACCUUUUAAAACGAAGCAACCUGAUUUUGCGCUGAACAGCUUAAUUUAAAAAAAGCAGCCUUUUAAAUUAUGCAAGUACAGAACAAUGUAGUUACGCACAAGUCAUUCUAAUGACUGGUCUAAAUCAAUGUGUUCUGCCAGUGAACCUUUUUGGCCAAUAAAUGCAUUUUAUUUCUGACACUGAAUAUUUAGUUUUAUUUUUUAUUUAGCUGAUCUCACUAAAAUACUAUCCACAUACUAGCAAAAAUCACACUAGUUGCAUAUAUUUUAAACUAAACUUUAGAGUUUUUACUAGUUUUCAGAACUAUAUUUUAUUUCAGAUCAAACCAAAGUGUUCUGGAUGUCAUGAAUGUAGAGAUUUGUAAUUGUGCGUAUGUGCAAAGGGAAGCAGCUCCAAAAAUAUUUUGUUGAUGAAAUUUUUUUUUUUUUUUGUGAAUGUUUAACUGUAGUAGCACCUGCUUCCCUUAAAACCACAUUCACACAGAUGCAGAAUGACUACAUUUAUUUUUACAUUUAUUAUGGACAUAAGCAAGGAGCUCUUGGAAGUGUGUACAAGGAAUUGCUCAUUUAGAUUUGCUGUAGUAGCUUCUGGAUUUGUUUUGAUAUUUUUGUAAACUAAUCAAACUGAUUCAAUUUUAUUUUAUUUUUUCAAAAAACACUAUUUUGGCAUUAAUGUUGUAUUUUAACGUGAUGUUCAUAGAUGACUAAAUUGUUUUUUUCUCUUUUGGUUUAAAGCCUUGCACAUCAUGUUAAGGUAUAUACGUUCAAAACAAAAUCCAUCUGCUUCUACAUUUGGAUAUUUUAUUUUUGGAGCAGUUGUAUGUUGAUUUCACACAGAACUGGUGCUCAUAUGACCUGCAAAAGAGCAUUCGGGUGUCUGAAUGCUGCAUGACUUGAAGAACCAUCUCUGUGUGACAAGGGGAAUGUUUGAGACGCAUGCCUUUAUAAAAAAAAAAAAAAAAAAUAGCAAUGUGUAAAUAGCAUAUAGCAACAUAUCAAUAAGUAGCAAAGAUGACUAUUUUUAAAAAUUGCACAAAACUCUCUUAACAGCUAAAAUAAACUAAAUGUUUUUAUUUUUAGCAUUGUUAGGCUGCAUGCACUGAUGUUCAGUUUUAACCUUGUGUGAGAGGCCUGAGGAUUCACCUAUGGCACUUAAUACAGGUAUAAUACUUAACGGGGUUUUAUUAAGGUGUAACAUGGACUGUGCUAAAUGCCCGUAUAAAUAUCUGUGCAAUUGUAACAGGCUUGAGGUUUGGGACUGAUGUGUGUGCAUUAAAAAUUAACGGUGUGUAUUCUAUCACCUGCUGCUAUGCACACAGGUGUAACUAAAAUAACAGUUGAUAGUUCAGAUCAAAUGGCAUCAUGGUUUGAUAUCUCUGGAUCAUAAGUUUUGACCUUUAAUGCAGUACCAAAAUCCCUUUGGGCAACUUCACUUCUAUUCAGCUCUAUUUUUAACAAAUUAUGUUAAUUAUGUCGUUUCAUUCUUGAGAAGUGUCAAAUGCCUGGAAAACACAUUGAAAUGAUUUAUGGUGACAUGUUUAUUGAGCAGCAUAAACUAUUUAUGCCAUCAGUGGAAAAGGUGCAGUAACAUUGUAAAAUACAAAAUAAAUUUAGAAUAGAG